GAAGUAGCCUUCCGCCACUGUUCCCCGGAGCGGCCCGGCGGGGCUGCUGGACGGCGGGCCCCGCUGCCGCUAUGCCGGUCACCGGCAAGACUUUCCGCCGGCGCCGAGUCGACUCGGAGUCGGAGGAAGAUGAACAGGACUCAGAGGAGGUUCGGCUGAAGCUGGAGGAGACCCGAGAGGUGCAGAACUUGAGGAAGAGGCCCAACGGCGUGAGUGCUGCCGCCCUGCUGGUGGGAGAGAAGGUGCAAGAGGAGACCACACUGGUGGAUGACCCCUUCCAGAUGAAGACCGGCGGGAUGGUGGACAUGAAGAAGCUGAAGGAAAGGGGCAAGGAGAAGAUCAGCGAGGAGGAAGACCUGCACCUGGGCACGUCAUUCUCGGCAGAGACCAACCGCAGGGACGAGGACGCCGACAUGAUGAAGUACAUCGAGACGGAGCUCAAGAAGCGGAAAGGCAUCGUGGAGCACGAGGAGCAGAAGGUGAAGGCCAAGAACGCGGAGGACUGCCUCUACGAGCUGCCCGAGAACAUCCGCGUGGCCUCGGCCAAGAGGACGGAGGAGAUGCUGUCCAACCAGAUGCUCAGUGGCAUCCCCGAGGUGGACCUGGGCAUCGACGCUAAAAUCAAGAACAUCAUCUCCACGGAGGACGCCAAGGCCCGCCUGCUGGCCGAGCAGCAGAACAAGAAAAAGGACAGUGAGACGUCCUUUGUGCCCACCAACAUGGCAGUCAACUAUGUGCAGCACAACCGCUUUUAUCACGAGGAGCUCAAUGCCCCCAUCCGGAGAAAUAAGGAGGAGCCCAAAGCCCGGCCCUUGAGAGUGGGCGACACGGAGAAGCCGGAGCCUGAGCGGUCCCCUCCUAAUCGCAAGCGUCCUGCCAACGAGAAGGCCACAGAUGACUACCACUAUGAAAAGUUCAAGAAGAUGAACAGACGGUACUGAGCUGGGUGGAAGGGGCCGCAAUGGCACCCCACCCGGAACAGGAGCCUCUUCCCAAACACAGACAGUGCUGGCUGACCUGGGGCAAGCAGGGGCAAGCCCGCAAUCUGUCAACUUUUGGAAUAAACCGAUGUUUGGUUUGCCUGUUUUAGGGACAAACUGCAUUAUUAAAUCUUGUUUGUAAAUACA
This is a messenger RNA of Ochotona curzoniae (black-lipped pika), 1127 nucleotides long. It is a transcript of the gene CUNH9orf78, whose product is annotated as chromosome unknown C9orf78 homolog. Lineage: Eukaryota; Metazoa; Chordata; Mammalia; Lagomorpha; Ochotonidae. Gene Ontology annotation, cellular component: spliceosomal complex. The record is from RefSeq and is a predicted model, not a curated record. Gene Ontology annotation, biological process: mRNA splicing, via spliceosome. The coding region runs from base 72 to 941 and encodes 289 amino acids. The transcript is spliced from 9 exons.